Actinia tenebrosa (Australian red waratah sea anemone) is the source of this 390-nucleotide messenger RNA. Its product is annotated as spermidine synthase. Gene Ontology annotation, cellular component: cytosol. Gene Ontology annotation, molecular function: spermidine synthase activity. The record is from RefSeq and is a predicted model, not a curated record. NCBI's taxonomy places the organism in Eukaryota, Metazoa, Cnidaria, Anthozoa, Actiniaria, Actiniidae. Gene Ontology annotation, biological process: spermidine biosynthetic process.
CACAUUCUCAUUCAUGAGAAAUUUCUCUUGCGUCGAGAAAUUUUAUAUUUUUCUUUCAAAAUAUUUAAAAAAUUUUAUUUCACUAAAGAUCUAUAGGCUUACUACGAUUCAUUAGGGGUAUUUAAGGAGUUUACAGCAGUUAACAAUGAAUAGAAUUCAAAAUGGAUGGUUUUCUGAGGUGAAUUCUCAAUGGCCAGGACAGGCAAUGUCUUUAGAAGUGAAUAGUGUCCUUUUCGAGGGAAAAUCGAAAUAUCAGGAUAUCUUAGUGUUUAAAAGCAAAACCUAUGGAACAGUACUUGUCUUAGAUGGUGUUAUACAAGCUACAGAGAGAGAUGAACAUUCKUACCAAGAAAUGAUCACUUUUCUACCACUGAAUUCACAUCCAAACCC